Molecule: messenger RNA, 1655 nt
Organism: Neofelis nebulosa (Clouded leopard)
Lineage: Eukaryota; Metazoa; Chordata; Mammalia; Carnivora; Felidae
Gene: CFAP77
Product: cilia and flagella associated protein 77
Exons: 7
Coding region: 97-948 (283 amino acids)
Source: RefSeq, a predicted model, not a curated record
CGGGACCCGCGUCCGGCGCGUCGGACCUCCGAGUCCGCCCGCCCACAGGGCAGCGCGCCGGACCCAGCCAGCGGGUCGGCACCCCGCGACCUCAGGAUGCCAGAGGCCCAGAGCUCCCGCCAGGACCCCAGGCGACGGAAGAAGAAGCAGCCGGUGCGCCGCACGGUCAGCCAGAUCUGCCCGCCCCCGCGGCGGCCCCUGACCGUGGCCGACAUCCGGCCGGGCAUGGAGAACGAGAGGCUGGGGGUCGUGCGGGAUUCCAUGUUUCAGAACCCGCUCAUCGUCAAGGCUGAACUUGGGAAGCCCCGAGAAAGAAGUUGCACUCUGCCUGGGAUUGAUUUCAAUUACGGGCUCUACGUCCGCGGGCUGGAUGGAGGGGUCCCCGAAGCCCUCGGACACUGGAAUGUGUUUAGGCAGCAGCCCACGUGCCCCCACGAGCUGACCCGGAACUACAUUGCCAUGAAUCGCGGGGCGGUGAAAGCCGGCCUGGUGACCGCUCGGGAGAAUUUCCUCUACCGCCAGCUCAACGACAUCCGCAUCAGUGACCAGGAUGACCGGCACGUCAAGAAGGAAAUGCCCUCCCUCCCUCCAAACAUGACGUUUGGGGUCGUGGCACGGCCUUCUACCCCUUUCUUUGACCUGCUUCAGCACCGGUAUCAGCAGCUCUGGGUGCAGGAACAAAAGGCCACCCAGAAAGCCAUUAAACUGGAGAAAAAGCACAAGGUGAUCCUGGGGAAGCUGUAUGAGACCCGGAGCAGUCAGCUGCGAAAGUACAAGCCGCCCGUGAAGCUGGACGCCCUCUGGCAUAUGCCUCAAUUCCAGAAGGUGCCCCCCCGUCUUGAUACUUUCUUCACCGAGGCGGACCGCCAGAGAGCAAUCAAAACCCACCAGGAAGAGCACGCGGUGCGCCAGGGGACCCUGCGGAUGGGCAACUACACCCACCCCUAGAGCCUUCUUGACACGUAAGCCAGUAGCAAGGACCAGCGUCACCCUCUUCCGACGGCGUUCUGACCCGGACGCUCUUCGAGGCACAUUACCUUCUCUGACACGUCCCCGCCGUGUCUGUAUGAAGCCGGGCACAUCCUCGAGGUUUUAAAUCCCUUUUCUCGUCUGAAAAUUCCAACGACUCCUCUUCAGCCCAGAGCUCUCCCCGGGAUUUCAGACUCACUUACCCAACUGCCCGCUUGACGUCUCCACUCAAGCGUCUGCUGUUCGCUGCAAACCAACACAGACGAGACAGAGCACUUGACCUCCCUUUCUCCCCACCAAACUUGCUUCCCCCUCCGUUUUUCCCUUCUCCUGGGCGACACCGCCAUCGACGUGCUGGAGUGUCCUCUCCCACCUCGAGUCUAGCAAGCAGCCUGUCAACGCCUCUUCCAAAACAUCCCAACCUUUCCCCUCCCAACCAUAUUCUCCACAGAGUAGCCCCUUAGCAUUCCAGCAGCUUCCGUCGCUCUCGAAGGAACCUCCACACCCCUCACCCGGCCCACGGCCCUUGCUCCUGCCUUACGCUUUCUGUCUGCUUCCACUUCUCCCUGGAACACCCGGGCCCCCGACUGUCACCUGCCCAUCGCUUCCUGUCAUCCAGAUCUUAGCGCCAACAUCAAGUCCCCUGCACAAAAGGUCUUCCGUGAAAUAGCCCCCAGUAAAACUCA